This is a messenger RNA of Vicia villosa (hairy vetch), 1728 nucleotides long. Its product is annotated as jasmonoyl--L-amino acid synthetase JAR4-like. Lineage: Eukaryota; Viridiplantae; Streptophyta; Magnoliopsida; Fabales; Fabaceae. Bases 1 to 1728 code for a protein of 575 amino acids. Gene Ontology annotation, molecular function: acid-amino acid ligase activity. Gene Ontology annotation, cellular component: cytoplasm. The transcript is spliced from 4 exons. The record is from RefSeq and is a predicted model, not a curated record.
AUGAGGGAAGAAGUUGAAAAAGUUGAUAUGGAAAAAGUGAUAGAAGAAUUUGAGAGGAUAACAAGGGAUGCUGAGAAUGUUCAAAACGAAACUUUAAAAAAGAUUUUGGAAAAAAGUGCAUCGGCAGAAUAUUUGCAAAAUUUAGGAUUGAAUGGAAAAACUAAUCUUGAAAGUUUCAAAGCUUGUGUUCCAUUGGUCAUUUACAAGGAUUUGGAGCCUUAUAUUCAAAGAAUGGUUGAUGGAGAUGUUUCUCCUAUUCUCACUGGAAAACCAAUCACAACUAUGUCAACGAGUUCAGGUACUAGUCAAGGGAAACAGAAAUUUAUUCCAUGGAAUGAUGAAGUGUUUGAAACCUCAGUCCAUAUUUAUCAAACCUCGUUCGCCUAUAGAAAUAGGGAGUUUCCAAUUCAAGAUGGCAAGGCUUUGAAUUUUAUAUACAGCAACAAUUUUUCACAAAUAAAAGACGGUGUGGUGUUUGGAUCAGCGACAGGACAUUUGUUCAAAAGUCCUGGUUUUAAGCCUUUAUUGGAGGCUCUUAAAUCUCCAAAUUGUAGUCCAGACGAUGUAAUCUUCAGUCCUGAUUUCCAUCAAUCACUCUAUUGCCACCUCUUAUGUGGACUUCUUUUUAGAGAAGAACUUCAUUCAAUUUCUUCAACAUUUGCACAUAGCAUUGUCUAUGCUUUCAGACAAUUUGAACAAGAUUGGGAAGAACUCGUUACUGAUAUCAAACGAGGUGUUCUCAGUAGUAGAAUCACAAUUCCAUCAAUUAGAGCUGCUAUGUCCGAAUUGUUAAAACCAAAUCCCGAACUAGCUGAUUUGAUCCAUAAGAAAUGCACUGGAUUAAAUAAUUGGUAUGGAUUGGUACAAGAACUUUUCCCUAAUGUUAAGUAUAUUCAAGGGAUCAUGACAGGUUCAAUGGAGCCUUAUUUGAAAAAGUUAAGACACUACGCGGGAGAAAUUCCGUUGUUGACAUCUGACUAUGGUGCUUCCGAAGGUUGGAUUGGUUCAAAUGUGAACCCUAAUGUAGCUCCGGAAUUUGCGACUUAUGCUAUUCUUCCUCAAAUUGCAUACUUUGAAUUUAUUCCAAUUGCACAACUUGAUGGAACUCAAGUAAAGCUUGAACCAGUUGGUUUAACUCAAGUGAAGAUUGGCGAGGAGUAUGAGAUCGUUAUCACCAAUUUUGCGGGUUUAUACAGGUAUAGGCUAGGAGAUGUGGUAAAGAUUAUGGGGUUCCAUAACUCAACUCCUAAAAUCAAAUUCAUACGCAGAAGUAAUCUUUUGCUUACAAUCAACAUUGACAAGAACACUGAGACCGAUUUACAAUUAUCAGUUGAUGCUGCAUCCAAGUUUUUGUCUAAGGAGAAAAUUGAGAUGAUUGACUACACUAGCUACAUUGAUUUAUCCAAAGAACCCGGACACUAUGUUAUCUUUUGGGAAAUCAGUGGUGAGGCAAGUGAUGAAAUGCUUAGUGAGUGUUGUAACUGUUUGGACAAGUCUUUUAUUGAUCCUGGUUAUGUUACUUCUAGAAAAGCUAAAGGUAUUGAUGCACUCGAACUCAAAAUUGUUGGAAAAGGAACAUUCGAGAAGAUUCUUGAGAAUCACGUUGAAAGAGGUGCAGCUGUGAGUCAGUUCAAAACACCUAGGUGUGUUGGACCUUCAAAUACCAAUGUGUUAGAAAUUUUGUUGAAAGAUGUAAUCAAGAGUUAUGUUAGUACCGCUUACAAUUGA